Molecule: messenger RNA, 5216 nt
Organism: Gadus morhua (Atlantic cod)
Lineage: Eukaryota; Metazoa; Chordata; Actinopteri; Gadiformes; Gadidae
Gene: zc3h11a
Product: zinc finger CCCH-type containing 11A
Biological process (GO): poly(A)+ mRNA export from nucleus
Molecular function (GO): metal ion binding
Source: RefSeq, a predicted model, not a curated record
UCGCUCGGGUUUCACGUCGCCAUUUUGUUACGUUCCAGUGCGGACACGGAGUCGUGGACAGUCUAUUUUCUUCAUUAGAAUAUAUGGUUUCUAUUUUAAUCUGAUAACUGGUAAUUAACUAUAAAACACAUGUUGUUUGCUUGUUUCUCACGUUUCUGUGUUACAAAAAUCAGCAUCCGAGUUGUAGCUUAUACGUACUCGCGUGAGGGGUGGACGGUUAGGCCUCUGCGCGUCUUUAGCAUGAGCUAGCCUGUUUUUAAACAUCUCUUAUGCUGUUUUAAACGUCGCCUAUGUCCUUUAAAACGGCCAGCCUGUUGGAGAUCGGUUAUAUCAUUUAUAAUAUUGUCUCUCCAUCCUGCUGUACUGUGGAGAUCAGGGGCAUAGUGGGUCAUUCACCGACACAAACGCGUUGUUUUCUAUAUAUUCGGUCUCUUCACUGACGGGUCUACCAAGUCUGAUGACAACAUUACGCUCGUUAAUGUUUAUCAGAAAAAUGUUUUAUACGAAUAAGGUUCUGAUUGUUGACGAGAACUGAGUUUUUUUAGUCCAGGAUCUCUGCCAGUAUUUCUUGGUCUUGUUCAGUAAGUUACGUGAUCAGUUGUGGGGAACCACCACAGUUUUCUCUAACAUUGAAUACAAAAUCUGUUCAAAUGGAAGUCACUACUUUUAGGGACUUUUUUAAUGUUAAGAAUGUAUUUGCUGUAGGUCUUUCAAAUAUGAUGGGUAAAUAUAAAGACCACUUUUCUGAAAGUAAAAAGUUAAAAAAAACGUUUAUGUGUUCAACAUAAAUAAAUCAGGCUUUCGCAUUCUAGGGAUGGGUUACAACUUGAAAUGUUUCUACUGUUGUGGUGUACCUAAUGUUGAAAGUUACCAAUGUUGAAAAUGUGCAAAUUGUGUGUCCUCAUAACCACCCUUUUCAGUUCCUGGCGAGGGGUUUGUCUUAUUCGUAGGUUUUUUAAACCUGCUUCAUCUCCCUUUGAUGGGAUCUCUGGAUCUGGAUACAGUUCCCCUGUGAAAGUAGCUUCCCUGAAGAUUUUUGUUUCAAAUUUUUGUAGUCCUCAAAACCAUCACCAAAGGCCGAUUCAACCCAAUUUAGGGAUAUAUUCUGAUCUCACCCAAUGCAACCAAGUGUUUACCUACUCUACCCCUGCCAUUCCCUAGCCUAAGAGGAGGCUGAAGGAUUUUUUUCUCUGCUUUGAGUUUUCCCCAAUAUUUUUUUUGCCACUCCCGUUUCCAUAUUCUUGGAUCCCAUCCAGAAAUUUUUUCUUUUUAAAAGAUUCUGGCACUUUCUGGCCCCCUCACCAAUUUAUUCAUUUAGUUCCCUCCAUUACAAAAAAAGCAAAAAAAAAAACCAACACACACAAGGACAUUGCACAACCCCAUCGGUAAUGUUUAGCAGGUCCGCUGGAGAUAAAGGUGUCUCGGAUGGUCCUCAGAAGGGUGUCGUAGGACGACAAGUCUCUCUAGCCACCUACUCUCUCUCCCUCUUAUCUCAUGGAUCAAGUGUUCCUUCAGGACAUCGUUUGAUCAAGGAGACUCCUGUAUGAAGUUCACCCAGAAGGGAGACCAGCCCUUCAGAUACGGACCCUACCGCUGAACAGGGAAAGAAUUCCAUCCGCCUGCGAAGAAGUCCACCAGCCCGAACAUGACCAAUCACGGAGAUGACUGCUACUUCUACUAUUACUCGACCUGCACCAAAGGAGACAGCUGCCCGUUCAGACAUUGUGAGGCUGCCAUGGGGAACGAGACCGUAUGCAACCUGUGGCAGGAGGGCCGCUGCUUCCGCAUGGUCUGCAAGUUCCGUCACAUGGAGAUCCAGAAAAACCGGAAAGAGAUUGCAUGUUAUUGGGAAAACCAGCCCGCCGGCUGCCAAAAGACACACUGCGUCUUCUACCAUGAAAAACAGCGGCUCAUUGACGGCGUCGUAGUCCCACCAAGUAGAGGUCCCAAGGCGGAGGAACCACAGCAUGAAGAACCAGCUCCUCCGCCCACACCUCUCCCCGCGCCCAACCCCCAGCUCAGAGGGGUGCUGAAGGCGGAGGCUCAGGAGACGGUCCCCAGCCCCACCCACCCCCCGGUGGUCAUCAACCCGGCGGACGACGACGAGGACGAGGACGACCAGUUCUCAGAAGAGGGAGAGGAUGGCAAGUACUGCCCAGGAAACAGGCUGACCUCGCCCAGGAAACUGUCUGGAGCCUCCAAUCAAAUGCCAUUUCUGAACUUUGGUGUGAGCACCCUGGAGGAGAUCCGGCUGAGGAAGGCCCUGAAGGCUAGCAUGAAGACUGGUUAUCCUGUCCAGGGCCCCGACGGGGCCCAGCUGAAGAGCCACCGGGCCAACAGAGAGAACCAUCGCUUCCACGAUCACCCAGUCGGCUUCCAAGCCAGAGAGGACCCAGUUUACUGUGGAGAAACCGAAAGAAACGACAUUAGUGAUCGGCUUGGAAAGACAAUGCUAAACAAAGACGGCUUGUUCUGGAGCAGCCACCAAGGAAACGUAGCCUGGCUGACCGCCUGGGGAGGGUGGUCGGGGACGAGGAGCAAACUGGGCAGCACCCUAGAAACGGCCUCAAGCCCAUCAGAGAACGGCUUGGUUUUCAAGCCGACGCAGAAGCUCCGGUGUGGCCAGGUAAUGUUUAUUGUGUACAUUAUGCACCUGUUAAGUGAAGCCACCCAGCAGAUCCGCAUUAAAACCCUGGAGGAGAUCCGGCAGGAGAAGGCGUCCAAAGCUCAGAACAAGAGAGCGUCUUCCUGCUUCGGCUCUGGGCUCCAACGCCGCCAGAAACCACAAGCCAAAGGAGAGCAGCUGGAGCCAGACCGCGCUCCCAGUCCUGGCAGGGCGAGCCCGGCCUCCCAGAGACCCUCCGCCAAGGCCAGGGGCCCACCGUCUCCUCCUGGGGCCGACCUGAGGGUGAAGACGCUGGAGGAGAUCCGGCAGGAAAGGGCUGCGCGCCUCCAGGCUCAGCAGGCCAGGGGAGCUGAAGACACCAAGAGCCCCAUUGCAGACGCCGGAGAAGAUCCCACUAAGAAGCCCGGGCUGCCGUGCCUCAAUAAGGCUCAGGUACCCAGUGCAGUGGAGUCCUCAACACCAUCAGGCGGCACACAGACUAAGAAAAACCCUGAGGCCAAAGAAAAGCCGGUUGCAUCUACCACCUCCAGCGCUGAGGUCAACACAGCUUCACGAAACGGGGUCAAGGUCAAGACCUUUGAGGAGAUCAUGCGGGAGAAACGUCUUCGCAAGCAAGAGCUGGAGGAGCAGGCCUCCUCCUCACCGUGCCCGUCUCCGGGCAGCACAGACCCCGAGCCCCCCCAGAAACCUUCCCCCGUCCCCGCCGUCAAGAAGACGCUUCCCAUCAAAAGCCAUGACGCCCCGGCCCACAGCCACACCCCCCUCCGCCGUGAAGUCCAAAUCCAAGGCUGUUUCACCUUCUGUGCCCAGCCCAUCUACUGCAGCACCCACCCCCACCUCCCCACCCCAGCCCCCCCGACAGACGCUGCUCCCCAGAGCCCACACCACGUCAGCAACACCGCCGCCACCGGCCAGGGACUGAACAGCUGCUCCACCCUCACACACGUUAAACAAACCAAGAGGAUGGCGUCCCAGCACAAGACCCCUGGGCAAAGCGCAGAGAUAAAAGUGAGGCCCAAAUUGAACGUGAAGCCGUCGGUAAUGAAGCAUGCCACUCAGGUCAGGCCGGGCCAUAAGAGAAAAUUGGCAGUGCGAUCUGCAGUCGCUGAAGUGAAACCUCUGAACAGCGCCUCCACAGGAGCGGAGGAGCAACUGCAGGAGCCGCAAUGCAAACAGAGAGCGAUAUCGCCCACUAAGGGCGAGUCCCAGCCCAGGCCUGCAGCGCCCCAGAGCCCAGGGCUCAGCAGCAGCCUGGCCAAAGAGGAGCUCCAGACCGUCCCCACCUUCCACCACCCCCCGCUACAGGACCUCCCCCCCAGCCCCGUCACCAUGGCUGACCGGGCUGCCGACGCAGCCGCCAUGGAGUCCUGCACCAUCCCCCAGAGCCCGGUGAUGAAGACUCUAACCCAGGUCAAGCCCCGGAGGACCAGCUUGGUGGCGUCGCGGGUCUCCAACGUCUCCAGCUCCUCCGCCGUGGACGACUUUGAUGAGCUGAUGAACGAGUUCACUGACGACCACCUGGGCGAGGACAUGGACCCGGGCAUGGGCGAGGACGACCUGUUACAGGAGCUGUCGGAAAUGAUCGACAGCUGAAGCUCAGAAAAGUAUGACCGCAGCCCCCCUACCCUGACCGCCGUCUGUGUGCUGGGGCUCUGGAGGGGCCUGUAAGGUUUCAGUCAAACCUUACAACCUUUAAGUCAAGCAGAAAUAGUUCAACUAUAUUGGAUUUCAGCAAAUCGAAUAUAGAAAUUUGUUUUGAAACCUGCUCUCAUAUAAAGCACGCCCCUUUUUGAAGUGGGAUUUAUAUUAGAUUCCGAAAAACAAAGGAGGUUUCUGUACAUGGCUUUUAUCUUUGAACAUCCAUGUCAAUGUGAUGGCCUUGCGUCCGACGCUGUGAUGUGUCCAAGGUCUUCAGGCCGGGGUCAUCCGGGAGUGUGAGUGAGGAGUUGUUCCAGAUGAGCCACCUCCAUGUGUAUACUGUGUAUGCAAAGAUAGAUGAAUAGCUGCACUUACUGUAGACCAUCCUCUAUUGUUGCUGCCUGCCUCUCCUAUUAUUUAUCUCACUAGAUUGGUUAAAUGUCAAACUAUGCAUCGUCCUGUUCAAACACUAACAUUACUCAAAUGUGGAGCUUUUCUAGAUCAUUUGAAUAACGUGAUUUUAAUGGAGAUGUAGAUACUAAAGGGGAACUGUCACAUUUUGUCUUAUUUCCAAGUGCUUUUUAUUGACAGUUUAUUGAUAACCUUUAUCUGUAUAUUCUGACUAUGUUUUGUCUUAUUUUAAGUUGCGGAUUCUUCAAAAUAAAACGUAUGUUGGCCUACGAUCAUGUUUGAGCCAUUCAUCUAGUAAUUAUGUUCUCCUAUGACCGUAUCGACAACAACUCAGGGACGCUUUCUUCUGUUUGAAUUAGAUGCUUGUUAAUAACUUCAGUGAAACCCUUACAAUUUGACCUGCUUGUUAAUAAUUUCUUCCCUUUGUUAGUUUCAGAAUUUUGCUUAAAUGUUUGCACAAUUAGAGUCAUUUUACUUUAAGAUUGCUGUUCGGUUACUUGUGUAUGUGGCUUUAUGAAUAAAAAAUGUUUUAAUCACGAAA